Messenger RNA from Synchiropus splendidus (mandarinfish), 1877 nucleotides. Its product is annotated as N-terminal EF-hand calcium-binding protein 1-like. Gene Ontology annotation, cellular component: cytoplasm; Golgi cis cisterna; endoplasmic reticulum. The transcript has 12 exons. Gene Ontology annotation, biological process: regulation of amyloid precursor protein biosynthetic process. Lineage: Eukaryota; Metazoa; Chordata; Actinopteri; Syngnathiformes; Callionymidae. The coding region runs from base 126 to 1199 and encodes 357 amino acids. Gene Ontology annotation, molecular function: calcium ion binding. The record is from RefSeq and is a predicted model, not a curated record.
GAAGCAGACGUAAGGGCUUUCUCAUCCUCGCUGGAGCCCCUGACCAUCACCGUCAUCUCUCACUGAAAGCAGCGAAGUGUUCCCUUCUCUACACCCCGAGAAGCCCCCUCGUCGAGAGCGUCAGGAUGCUGGCCUGUACCGAGCUCAUCACCAUGUGUCUGCAGUCCGCCAAACACGAACACUUGAGGAAGCAGCAGGAGCUGGACCAGAACCAGAACCACAGCAUCGCUCUCAUCCAGGACAUUCUCCGCCGGGCCGACAAAAACGAUGACGGGAAGCUGUCUCUGGAGGAGUUCCAGUCUCACUUCACCGACGGGAUCCUGACUGAAGAGCAGAUGCAGGAGCUGUAUUACUCCAUCGACAGGCAGCAGACUGACAAUCUGGACAUAGAAAAACUGUCAGAGUACUUCAGGCCCCAUCUGGGAGAGUACAUGAACGUCUUGUCGGCUCUGGAGAAGCUGAACGUGGCCAUCUUGAAGGCCAUGGAUAAGACUAAAGAGGAAUAUCAAGGCUCCUCCGUCUUGGGUCAGUUUGUGACCCGCUUCCUGCUGAGAGAGACCUCCACCCAGCUGCAGUCCCUCCAGUCCUCUCUAGACUGCGCUAUGGGGGCCGUUCACGACCAGGGCCACGUGGAGAAAGUGAAGAAACCCGAAGACCUGCCGAUCCAGAGGGCACCGAAGCGUCCGGGCCGGCGCAUCCAGAAGAACAUGUGCCUCUCCCCCACUGACCCGUACUCCGGCAUGCUGACCACAGGGGUCAGCGUGGAGCCGGACAACCACUGGGGCUCCCAGAUCAACCAGCUGGAGCAGCUCAUCGACAAGCUGGAGUGCGAGAGUCCACACCUGGAGCCUCUCAAAGAAGACACGCUGGCAGGGACGUAUAAAUCGAACAUCCUCCUGGUUCAGAGGCAGAUGUCGGUGAAGGAGAGGGACGUGGAGCAGUUUCAGCAGGCUCUGAAGAUCUACACCGACGCCACCAGCAGCCAGCUGGACAACCUGCACAUCUCGGUCCAGAACCUGCCGGACAGAUCGUGCUUCAUCAUGUACGAAUUCUGGCAGGAUCGUCUCUCCUGGAUGAGCUACAUGCAGUCGUCCAUCAGCAAAACCUUCCAGAACUGCAUCAUCGAUUCUCUGGAGGUGCCGGAGAUCGUCUCCACCAUGCUUCUCCCAGCCUCCUGGUGGAUCAUGAAUAACAACUGAGGAGCUAGUUCCUUUUGAAGCUCCUCCCCUCAUAGCAUGGCCAAGAUCGUGACGAUAAAAGGUCUGGGUGGAUCAGUGUGAAGCUUGAAGAGCGUGGAUAGUUAUUGCAAUAGUAGCUGGUUUAGAAUUUAGGUUAAUAGAAGCAAAGAAAGCAUGACUUAUGAUUUUAACUAACAUUGUCAUUUCACAAGAAACUCAGACCAAAACAGUCCUGCAUCUUUAUCUUACUCUCUGUGGUGUCGUGCUUCGUUGUUCCCUCAGAACUUCAGCGCUGCUGGUGCGCAGUGAUGGUCCAGAUCUGCUUCUCUGUGUGUCACUUUUGCACUUUAGAAAACUAUAACCCAGACGUGGACCUGAUGAAGGCGAGAGGAAGCAAAUAUUUAUUGUUCUACUGAGGUUUGUCUUGGCUCUGCAACAGCAGCUCAAAGCCAUUCAUUCAGUCUGUCUGUCAUGGAAAUAGAGUUUUAUAUUUUGAGUACAGAUGUUCCAGCGUGGUUAGGGUGUUAAUAAAUCCAGAGUGUGUACAGUAAAUUCAGAGCGGUGGUACUAGGUGUUGGUUUGUCUGCAGCUGUGAGGAAUCCUUCACUCAUUUUUGACGUGACAGUUUGAUGUGAAUGCUCCGUUUUCUGGCAUGUAUUAAAGUUCAUAAAGUGCACAGUGGCUUUGUGCGUAUUUCUA